CGGCACCCGUAUUUGUGUUGGUAGCCUGUUUGUUUUGGCUGUCUUUAGGCGUCGGGUCGAAAACCUGCUUCAAGCUGUGGCAUCAUGUCUGACAAAAGUGAGCUGAAAGCAGAGCUUGAAAGGAAGAAACAACGCCUGGCACAAAUCAGAGAGGAGAAGAAACGGAAGGAGGAGGAGCGCAAGAAGCAAGCGGCGGACCAAUUGAAAGAUGCUGCACAACACCAGGAUGAUUCUGACCUGGAGAAAAAAAGACGUGAGGCUGACGCUCUUCUACAGAGUAUGGGCAUAACCUCAGAGACCCCUGUUGUCCCUCCUCCCAUCUCUCCAACUACUAAAUCGGCGGGCACACCAAGCGAGGCAGGGAGCCAAGACUCUGAUGGUGCCGUGGGACCCAGGCGUGGAACUCCAAAACUGGGAAUGGCCAAAGUCACACAAGUGGACUUCCCUCCACGUGAGACUGUGUCCUACACAAAAGAGACCCAGACACCUGUCAUGACUCAGCAGAAACAAGAGGAAGAAGAGGAGGAAGAAAGUGCUCCAACUCAACCAGCAGUGGAGACUCAGAUUGAGAAACCCGACCAGAAAGUGGAUGAGGAAGUUUGUGUUUUUCUGUGUAGCAUCCCCCACGAGCUGACAGAGGAGGAAAAACUCCAGAUCCUGCACUCUGAAGAGUUUGUGAAUUUCUUCGACCACAGCACUCGCAUUAUUGAGCGGGCUAUAUCAGAGCACGUGGACCUCUUCUUUGACUACAGUGGCCGUGACCUGGAGGAGAAGGAGGGUGAAAUCCAGGCCGGAACAAAGCUCUCUCUCAACAGGCAGUUCUUGGACGAGCGCUGGUCCAAGCAUCGUGUUGUCACCUGCCUGGACUGGUCCCUCCAGUAUCCUGAACUCCUACUUGCCUCAUACAACAACAAUGAGGACGCUCCUCACGAGCCAGACGGCGUGGCCUUAGUGUGGAACAUGAAGUACAAGAAGGCCACACCGGAGUACGUCUUCCACUGUCAGUCUGCUGUUAUGUCUGCUGCGUUUGCCAAGUUCCACCCCAACGUUGUGGUGGGGGGCACAUACUCGGGCCAGAUUGUGCUGUGGGACAACAGGAGCAACAAGAGGACUCCGGUGCAGAGGACUCCCCUGUCAGCAGCAGCACACACGCACCCUGUAUACUGUGUGAAUGUGGUCGGCACCCAGAACGCCCACAACCUGAUUAGCAUCUCCACCGAUGGCAAGAUCUGCUCCUGGAGUCUGGACAUGCUCUCACAGCCACAGGACAGCAUGGAGCUGGUGUUCAAGCAGUCCAAAGCUGUAGCUGUCACCUCCAUGUCUUUCCCUCUCGGAGAUGUCAACAAUUUCGUGGUGGGCAGCGAGGACGGCUCCGUCUACAUGUCGUGUCGUCAUGGAAGCAAAGCGGGUAUCAGUGAGAUGUUCGAGGGCCAUCAUGGGCCCAUCACAGGGAUCAACUGCCACACAGCUGCAGGGCCUCUGGACUUCUCCCACCUGUUUGUCACCUCCUCUUUCGACUGGACUGUCAAGCUGUGGAGCACAAAGAACAACAAGCCGCUGUACUCAUUUGAGGAUAACUCGGAUUACGUGUAUGAUGUCAUGUGGUCUCCGACUCACCCUGCUCUGUUUGCUUGUGUGGACGGAGUGGGUCAUCUGGACCUGUGGAACCUCAACAACGACACCGAGGUUCCUACUGCCAGCGUCACAGUGGACGGUAACCCGGCUCUCAACAGGGUCAGAUGGGCUCAUUCUGGCAAAGAAAUCGCUGUGGGAGACUCUGAUGGACGAGUUCUCGUGUAUGAUGUUGGAGAGCAAACUGCGGUUCCACGAAACGACGAGUGGACCCGUUUCGUUCGCACGCUGUCGGAUAUCAACGAGAACAGAGAUGAUGCAGAGGAGCUGGCAGCUCAGCGCCUGGCUGCCUGAUCUACUCGCCACGGAAAAAGGCGAUGUUUAAGGGACCAGUGGCGCGCUUGUUAAUAUCAACCCUGUUUCUGAUGGAAGGGAAUUAUUUGACGACAUGACCGGAGAGAAAAAAGAUGAAGUUUUGAUCACAAAGAAGUAUGGACAUCGUUGGAUUUCUUAGACCUUCUUAUUUGGACAAACCUGCCUUCUCAGUUAGCCUGACUGUCACAGGUCUUCCUUUGAUUAACACAAGCGACCUCAGACACUAACAUGAAGCCAUAUCCACCAAACACACACCAGUUGUUCCUUUUUUUUUUUCAACCAGAUGCCUUAAACUUUAAUUUUGAUUGUAAACUCAUACCUGUCUUCAUUUAGUGCAUGUUAACUACAGCCUUAAUUUUUGAAUCCAAAAAGGUAACACUCAUAGCGGAGUUCCAUUUCCACCAAAGUUGUAGUUAAGCAAUCACAUCUUUAAAAACUUCUUAUAACUGUAGAACCAUGUUGUCUUCGCCGUUCCUUUUAGACUUUAUAACCUGAAUAUUCACUUGUUUGUAAAAUACUGAAAAAGUCCAAAAUCCAGAAGUCUUUCUACUUUCUAUAUUGCUCUACAAAGCACUGGUUUUCACUUAAUCAGUGCAGCUGGUUAGACUGGAGAUAGUGGGGAAUAUCCUCAAUGCCUAAGAAGCUGAUCAUGUAUGCUGUAACUGCUCAGUGAUGAGUGUUGACAGGAUCUGAACAGAGAUCGUUUGUUUCCUGAAGACUCUUCAAAGCUUUGUGUCAAAACUGAGAAUGUACUUUUCACACAGUAGAAACAAACGGUUUGGAUGAUUUAUUUCAAUAAAAUACAAUAAAUACAUUU
Messenger RNA from Anoplopoma fimbria (sablefish), 2764 nucleotides. RefSeq names its product dynein, cytoplasmic 1, intermediate chain 2a-like. The transcript is spliced from 16 exons. Gene Ontology annotation, cellular component: cytoplasmic dynein complex. NCBI's taxonomy places the organism in Eukaryota, Metazoa, Chordata, Actinopteri, Perciformes, Anoplopomatidae. Bases 85 to 1926 code for a protein of 613 amino acids. The record is from RefSeq and is a predicted model, not a curated record. Gene Ontology annotation, biological process: transport along microtubule. Gene Ontology annotation, molecular function: dynein light chain binding; dynein heavy chain binding.